Nannochloropsis gaditana CCMP526 is the source of this 167-nucleotide messenger RNA. RefSeq lists its product as uncharacterized. The annotation marks the transcript as partial. The transcript has a single exon. The record is from RefSeq and is a predicted model, not a curated record.
GACCAGGUCGGCGUUGCCGUCGGCCAGUACCCUCUCGGCCGUGGCGGGCAUAUUGAUCCGGUUCGUGGUGCAGAGAGGAACCCCCAACACCCCCGUUUCCUUCAAUUUCUUCGUCACCCAGGCAUACCCUGCGCGCGGGACGCAGGUGGCAAUGGUGGGGAUCCGCG